Doryrhamphus excisus (bluestripe pipefish) is the source of this 2276-nucleotide messenger RNA. RefSeq names its product zinc finger, MYND-type containing 11 (gene zmynd11). Gene Ontology annotation, cellular component: nucleus. Lineage: Eukaryota; Metazoa; Chordata; Actinopteri; Syngnathiformes; Syngnathidae. Gene Ontology annotation, molecular function: DNA binding; transcription corepressor activity. Gene Ontology annotation, biological process: regulation of transcription elongation by RNA polymerase II; regulation of signal transduction. The record is from RefSeq and is a predicted model, not a curated record.
GCUCUGUUUACCUCUCAGCCCAGAGCUCCUCCACUGUGGCCGGCUGGAUACACACCGCCGCCCGCAGCCUCGCCCACCCCAGCCCGGCCGACACGGAUGUAAACUGUCUUGCGCUCGUUCCUCGUGGACUGUGUUCAUCGUUGUGUGUUAGCGACACCGUGCUGGAGUUGAGAUGAAUAAGGAAGUAAUGUCACGUGUGGCCAAGAAGAGACAGGCGGACCCCAAAGUGGUCCAGUACGUGUGGGCUGCCAUCGAGGUCAUCCGCAACCAGAAGCAAAUCGCCAACAUGGACCGUAUCUCCAAGUACCUGAGCCGUGUGUUCAGCAUGCACCCCAAGGAGACGGCCAGACAGCUGAGCUUGGCCGUGAAGGACGGCCUGGUGGUGGAAACACUGACUGUGGGCUGCAAGGGCUCCAAGGCUGGCAUCGAGCAGGAGGGCUACUGGCUGCCUGGUGACGAGAUGGAGCCUCAAGCAGAGGGAAGCAAGGUUGGGGAGGGGGGUCACGCAAACAUCUGCUCUGCUGUGUGUCCUCCACAGGAGUGGGAGGCGGAGAGCCACGACUGGUACUGCUUCCAGUGUCACCUGCCGGGUGACGUGCUGCCGUGCGACAACUGCUUUCGAGUGUUCCACCUCAAGUGUCUGUCGGAGGAGGGCAGGCCUCGAGACGCUGGCUCUCAUUGGCAGUGUGUGGUCUGCAGGGGGAGUAAAAAGAAGAACCUGAAUAAACAGGAGAUGUGCAAAUAUCUGCGCUUCAUCGUCCAGCGAAUGAAGGAGAGGGCCGUCGACCUGAACAAGAAGGGCAAGGACACCAAGCAUCCCAUGUAUAGACGACUGAUCCACUCUGCGCUGGAUGUCUCCAACAUCCAGGAGAAUCUAUCUGAGGGUAAAUACAAGAACUUUGAGGAGUUCAAAGCCGAUGCCCAACUGAUUGUUCACAACACGGCCAUCUUGUAUGGAGUUCACAGCGACCAGGCUGAGAUUGCACGACUGCUCUUUAGCGACACCUGUCAUGAGCUGAACGAGUUGCUGCUGUGUAAGAACUGUUUCUACCUGUCCAACGCCCGCCCUGACAACUGGUUCUGUUACCCCUGUAGUCCAAGUCAUGACCUGGUCUGGGCCAAGAUGAAGGGCUUUGGCUAUUGGCCCGCCAAAGUCCUGCAGAGAGAAGACAACCAGGUGGACGUGCGCUUCUUUGGGCACCAACACCAGAGGGCAUGGAUCCCCUCAGACAACAUCCAGGACAUCAAGGUGAGCGUGCAGCAGCUCCAGGUGAAGCGAAGCAGCGGCUGGAAGAAGGCCUGCGAGGAGCUGGAGGUCUACCAGCGCUUCCUGAAGGAGGGCCGCUUCUGGAAAACCAAGCUGGAGGACAGCGGCCAGCAGAGCCAGCGGAAGGCGUCGCAGGACGACAGCGACAGCGGGAGGACGGAGCAGCCGGAGCGGAACGACGAGGCCGAGUCCAGCAUCUCAUCCACCAGCAAUGAGCUGGUCCGACAGAUGAAAAGCAGCCAGGAGCCAAAAGCCAAGAAAAGUCGCCGAGCUCAGCAGGUGGAGCUCAAAGAAGAAGCCAGCGACCCAGAGCCUGAGAUGGAGGCGGUGAGCUCCAGUCAGGAGAUCCCCGUGUCGUCGGCGCCGCCGCAGCCCGAGAAGCUGUCGGUGUCCACGCAGACCAGGAAGACCAGCGGGGGGUCGCCUCGCACGCUGCACCGCGGCACGCAGACCGCCUCCGACGGCGCCUGCCAGAACAUGUGCCAUGAGAAGUACACCAAGGUCUUGGAGAUGAUGAAGGCCGACAACAAGAGGGAGACGGAGCGAGUGGUCCGGGAAGCUCUGGAGAAGUUGCGUGCGGAGAUGGAGGAGGAGAAGCGGCAGGCGGUGAGCAAGGCGGUUGGCGGGGCUCAGGCGGAGAUGGACAGGAAGUGCAAGCAGGUGAAGGACAAGUGCAAAGAGGAGCUGGUGGAGGAGGUCAAGAAGCUUGUGAGCCAACACAAACAACUCAUCUCGCAGACCAAGAAGAAGCAGUGGUGUUACAACUGCGAGGAGGAGGCCAUGUACCACUGCUGCUGGAACACCUCCUACUGCUCCAUCAAGUGUCAGCAGGAGCACUGGCAUGCUGACCACAAGCGCACCUGUCGCAGGAAGAGAUGAACUGACCCGCCCACCAUUGGCUGUUAGCCCCGCCCCAUCCUGUUGUCAGUCGUGUGUGCAACACUUGAACCACACUGGCCUUCCUUUGUGGCUCCCACUUUUGAAACAUGUUCAUAUUUUUUUUAUUUAA